Molecule: messenger RNA, 732 nt
Organism: Pestalotiopsis fici W106-1
Lineage: Eukaryota; Fungi; Ascomycota; Sordariomycetes; Amphisphaeriales; Sporocadaceae
Exons: 3
Coding region: 1-732 (243 amino acids)
Cellular component (GO): cytoplasm
Source: RefSeq, a predicted model, not a curated record
AUGGGUUCUACUGACAACAAAUUGAUUCUAUAUAACAAUGACACAUGCACAUGGUCAAACCGAGCCAAAGUUGCACUCCUUGAGCUCGGCCUCGACUUUGAGGAACGCAUAAUCAACGUCGACGGGCCGCGCCCCGCCGAGUUCCUGGCCAUCAACCCGCGGGGUCUGGUGCCGGUGCUCGUGUUCAACGGCGACAUCAUUAUCGAGUCGGCCAUUGUGUGCCAGUUCCUGUGCGACGUGUAUCCCUCGCCGCUGUGCCCGCCGGCCGCGUCCGUCGAGGGUGCGCUCGGUCGUGCCCGCAUCGCCUUCUUCACCGACGCCUAUUGGACAAAGUUCCACACGGUGCUGUUUCGGCUGUUCGAGGCGGCCACCGAGGCCGACACGGAGCAGAUUGCCGUCGACGCCGUGGCCGGGCUCGUUCGCGAGGUUGAGCCGUUGCUGGUGGAUGCGCGUCCGUUCUUUGGCGGCAGCGAGAAACUUACCCUGGCAGAGGUUAUUACUGGGCCAUUCUUGAUUCGCGCCAUGGCCUUGUCGAGACACGGAGUGUACCCAACGAGUCUCGUGGAGCUGAUUGCCGAGAAGGCCCCCCAUUUUCACAAGUGGGCCACUGCUGUUUCUUCGCACCCUAGUCUGACCUCGGUAUUUGAUGAAAAUGUUAUUGUUGAGAGAUCAUGGAACAAGAGAGCUAGAAUGAGAAAGGCAGCUGGCCUCUCCGACUGGGUUAAGCCUUGA